UGGUUGGUUGGAGGACCGAUUGAGGUCCGCGCCCUGCGGGACACGGACCGGAAGGCUCGCUCCGCUCUUGGCAGAGGAAGCCGGUGUUGUUGACACUUCGACAGGCGACAAUGGCGACCGAAGUGAGGCAGGAGCUUGCACAGCUGAUGAAUUCAAGUGGCUCUCAUAAAGAUCUAGCUGCCAAAUAUCGACAAAUUUUGGACAAGGCCAUUCAGUAUACAGAUGCAGAUCAACUGGAAUCCUUGAAGGCCUUUGUUGAAGCAAUGGUCAAUGAAAAUGUCAGUCUUGUCAUCUCGAGACAACUGCUCACUGACUUCUGCACACAUCUGCCCAACCUGCCUGACGCCACCGCUAAAGCCGUGUAUCACUUUACCUUGGAAAAGAUUCAGCCGCGGGUCAUCUCCUUUGAGGAACAAGUAGCCUCAAUCAGACAGCACUUAGCAACCAUUUAUGAAAAGGAGGGAGACUGGAGAAAUGCUGCCCAAGUCUUGGUUGGUAUUCCCCUGGAAACAGGACAGAAGCAAUACAAUGUUGACUAUAAGUUGGAUACAUACCUGAAAAUUGCCCGUCUCUACCUAGAGGAUGAUGAUCCAGUGCAGGCGGAGGCCUACAUCAACAGAGCCUCCUUGCUUCAGAAUGAGUCCUCUAAUGAACAGCUGCAGAUACACUAUAAGGUGUGUUAUGCCAAAGUCUUAGACUUCAGGAGGAAGUUCAUUGAAGCUGCACAAAGAUACAACGAGUUGUCUUAUAAGUCAAUUGUCCAUGAGACUGAACGUCUGGAGGCACUGAAACAUGCCCUGAACUGUACCAUACUGGCCUCUGCAGGCCAGCAGCGCUCCCGUAUGUUGGCCACUCUCUUUAAGGAUGAGCGUUGUCAGCAGCUGGCUACCUAUGGUAUUCUGGAGAAGAUGUACCUGGACCGUAUUAUCAGAGGAAACCAGCUGCAGGAGUUUGCUGCCAUGUUGAUGCCCCAUCAGAAAGCCACCACAGCGGAUGGCUCCAGCAUCCUUGACAGAGCUGUGAUUGAACACAACCUCCUGUCUGCUAGCAAACUCUACAACAACAUCACUUUUGAAGAACUAGGAGCACUGUUGGAAAUCCCCCCUGCAAAGGCUGAGAAAAUUGCUUCCCAGAUGAUCACUGAAGGUCGCAUGAAUGGCUUCAUCGACCAGAUAGAUGGCAUUGUACACUUUGAGACCCGUGAACCCCUUCCUACCUGGGACAAACAGAUCCAGUCUCUGUGUUUCCAAGUCAACAACCUCUUAGAAAAGAUCCGUCAGGCUGCUCCAGAGUGGGCUGCGCAGGCUAUGGAAACCCAGAUGACCCAGUAAACAUCCUGACCCCUCCCAAAAAAAAUCCCUAAAAUGCUCCCUCUGCCUGUCCUAAAGUGUUGUCUUCCUUGUCAAAAACAUCACCACUUCAGUCCCAGUAAUGGAAACGCCCAAGGAGAAGCCUCUGGUAUCACCAUCACUUUGAAUUUUCAGAGAACACUGUUUUAUUACUUUUGCCCACAGGGGAAAUUGUUAAAUGUUUUUCAAUAUUUCAGAUCUGUGUUUGGCAUAGAUGUAAUCACAGGAGGGGUGUAAUGUAACAUUUAGGUGUGACUUCAUAUUAUGUACUUGGCAUGUUAAAAAUUUGGAUAUUAUUAUUAUUAUUAUUAUUCAGAUAGUUGACAUGUAAUAGGGUCAAAAAGAAGUGAAAGAUGCGAACAACUGGUCUAUUUAAGCUUUUGUGUUCCAACACAUUCUUCUGUUUUUAACUUAACAUAUUUACGCAGCAAUAUCUGUCAAGUGGUUCUUGAUUUAUGGCGUCAUGUAAAACUUCUCAGUCCACAUUUAUGAAAUUUCAGCAAAGAAUUAAAUUCAAAGCUGAGAGAAAUUGUUUAGCAUCAUCUUUUAUUUUCUGCUUCAGUAACAAUUCAUUGAAAUGUUAUACAAGUUCAAUUAUCAUUGAUAGGACAAAGUGAUGAAAUGCACUUUGUCAGUUUGUUUUCCAGCAGCUUUCUCAGCAGCUUUCUCAGCAAGGUCCUCUUUUAGCUAGCAGGAUGUUGGUUCUGGUUGUCCUGUGAGAAAAGAAUUGUGCUUUUCUUUAGAGUAGGUCAGAGCAUUGGAUGAUACAGACAGAAAAUGUUAAUAAGUUAAAGUAAUCGGAGAGCUUUGGUAAAACUACGUUUUGCAUUUGUAAGUUUUGUAAUUGAGAUCGAGCAUUUAUGUUAGUGUGUCUACCUGUUAGUCUCACACAGCGCACGCUCAUUGGCGUGAUCCACACACAGGUUCAAAGAUGAGUGGGCACAGUCUGUUUCUGUAAAAUCCAUGCUGAAGAGAUGCAUGUUGAAAAUGUGUAAAUGUGCAAAUAAUACACAACUUUCCUGUGAAAUUCAA
This is a messenger RNA of Siniperca chuatsi (mandarin fish), 2381 nucleotides long. RefSeq names its product COP9 constitutive photomorphogenic homolog subunit 4 (Arabidopsis) (gene cops4). The coding region runs from base 111 to 1331 and encodes 406 amino acids. Lineage: Eukaryota; Metazoa; Chordata; Actinopteri; Centrarchiformes; Sinipercidae. The record is from RefSeq and is a predicted model, not a curated record. The transcript is spliced from 10 exons. Gene Ontology annotation, cellular component: cytosol; COP9 signalosome.